AUGGAAAUCAAACCACCCCGAACUCCACUGAGAACCAAUUGGUCCGAAUACACGGAGAGGCUUGAGCACUACUGCCGACCAGCCAUUAUCCGCACACCCGAAGUGGUCGACUCAACCGCCAAGGAACUUACCAAAUCUAUCCAGCUUGCGCUUCGGGACUCCUCAAGCUCCAAGCCAGCCACCGAGCGGAGGGACCCUUUACCCCCACUGCUCCGGAAGCUGCUCGAGGAGAAGCGACAGGCCAAGAAAACUUGGAUGAAGACGCGCCAUCCACGGGAUAAAACACGUCUUAACUCCCUCACCAACGAGCUUAAGACCGCCCUGUGGGAACACAGGGGAGACGAGUGGGAAAAUCCCCUGAUUAACGCUGAAGAUGACCAACCAUCUCUAACAAGACUGUGCAGGCAGCUAUCAUCAGAAGUCACUCCCAUGCGUCCCCUGUUUGAUCGGGAUGGCCUGCUCCGCUACAAGGCCGAGGAUAGAGCCGAAACUGCUGUUCGAGGCCGCACGCGAUAA
This is a messenger RNA of Danaus chrysippus (African queen), 516 nucleotides long. The record is from the annotation of a GenBank genome assembly. Lineage: Eukaryota; Metazoa; Arthropoda; Insecta; Lepidoptera; Nymphalidae.